Topomyia yanbarensis is the source of this 1475-nucleotide messenger RNA. RefSeq lists its product as uncharacterized. NCBI's taxonomy places the organism in Eukaryota, Metazoa, Arthropoda, Insecta, Diptera, Culicidae. The transcript has a single exon. The record is from RefSeq and is a predicted model, not a curated record. Bases 568 to 1446 code for a protein of 292 amino acids.
UAAUUUGUGUUAUGCUCAGGGAGAAUAAAAAUAGAUUCUUGAGCGACGAACGGUUACGUCAAAGUCUAAAGAAGUGUGCGAAACCAUCUAAUUAUUAUUUUUCAAGUUCAACCCUGGACCGGUUGAGUUAACGAGAAAUACCGUAGCCGUUCAUUAGUUGUAUCUGUUUAGUGGUAUAUAAUAAAAUGGGUUGAUGAAAACAAUAUCUGUACUGCUCAGUCGUAAUUUAACCGCCGUCAGUAGCGCCUUCGUCAAACAGGUCGACAUCCGUCUGAACUUUCAAUUCAUUCCGACCAUCACAAGUGACCUCUAGUUCAAGUUUUAUUAUAUACAUAAUUUCAAUACUUACAAAUGUGAUCCUAUCAUCUGGCGUGAAUUCAUUCUCCGUUUGUUUAUGUUCUGAUUACACAGCAAAACACAAAUCUCACCGACCUCCACGAAGAACGAUAAAUUGUUUAUUUUUGUCACAUCAUUUUUUUUUUCUCGCGAUCCACAUCACAUGCGCUCAAUCAAGGUAGGCCAGUCAGGCUGUCAGAUGGUAAUUUAUUUGCUAUAAAAAUACAGAGGAUGGCUGUACACAACGAUGAUACCAGUGGGGAUCACACCUUCACUAAUACUACCAGCGAGUACCGUUCAACCACUUCGGAAUCUACGAUUCUCCCGUAUUACGAAUUGCGGCUUCCAUCUCACGUGCUAAAAAAGUCACCUAGUAAGAUUGAGUUCCAUCUAGUUCAGAACCACCAUAGACAUAAGCGACCCUGCGGUUUGCGGAAAAACAUCUACACCCGAUCACGGUGCGCCGGCGAUUGCGCAUCCUCACGUGCGACCAAAGAACCUCCGAACCCGAAAAUUCGCAAAAGUCUCAAACGGGUAUUUUUCAAUUUCAACCGCAAACCCUGCUCCGUUGUUGAUUCCAGUUGCCUAACUACAACAGAGUUACAGGAUGACGAUGACAAUCAGCAGAUUGAAAACAUGGAAAUUUACUACUUCGAUCAUGGAAGCCCGGAGUUCUACCGAACAACCGAUUGUCCACCCCACCUGGUUACGGAAGCUUUAGCCCAAUCGACGUAUCACCACGCAACGAAAUUCUGGGCGGAGAUCUUCGGGACGCUCAACAUCGGAGCGACCUUCGUAAUCAGUUUCUGGCUACAAUUGUACCGUUUUCUGCUGUACGGGCUUGUCCGUCCAGUUCUCGUGGGUAUUCUGCAGAUUACUGCCGAUUACAUGUUCAAGCCGCUUCUAGCAGUGAUUUUCAAUGGAUUGAUUCAACCACCGCUAGUAUUUGUUCAAAAUAUACUCACCGCCUUUGGGGGGAUGCUGGACCCGGUGGCUAAACUUAUUGCCAACUUUUUGUCUCCGAUCGGACGAAUAGUGCAGUCCUUUCGCUUGAUCGAAAGUAAAACAAUCAACAAAAAGAUAAUCAAGAAGCGAAAGUUCGAUGUUUGAAGCAAUCAAGUGCACGUGGAGGGCUUAAA